This is a messenger RNA of Rotaria socialis, 615 nucleotides long. The record is from the annotation of a GenBank genome assembly. Lineage: Eukaryota; Metazoa; Rotifera; Eurotatoria; Philodinida; Philodinidae.
AUGGCUUUGUUUACAUUUAUACUGAAGACAAAUAUAGAGCGCUGCAAUAAACAACAUGAUCUCGUUAGCAUUGUGUGUGAACAAGAUUUUCGUCGAGGGGAAAAAGGAGAGACUUCGUCUAUGGAAAAUUUUCGAAUAAAUUAUCCAUUGACAAGCGAUCUAAACGGUUGCAAACAUCGUGUAUCAAAUGCAUUUGUAACUAACGUUUUCAAAGCUUACUAUGACCAUUAUCCAUUAGAACCCAGCGUUGAUGAUUUUUGGGUGACUAUUAUUCAAGGGAAAAAAGAAUUGAUCGUAAGCGCGGAUGAUCUUAGAAUAUCUGACGCGGAACGUCCAAAACAUGAAGCCAAGUCAGUUCCUGGUGUUGAUUGGGAAUCAGUUGUUAGAAUGAUAGCUGAAUUGAUACGAAAAAAUAUGAAGACAGAUUUGGCAUCACUGAUUACUAAACCGUUUUUAACUACAAAACCAGUUGAACAAGCUGUUUUCAAUUGUGCUCUUAUGGAUGCCACUAAGCCAUACUACAGCUACGGCGUUACUUUAUUGUGCGGUAUCCCAGAAGUCACAUUACGUGGUUCUCAGGGUGAUUUUCAACAAAUAAUUGACUCUAUCAAUUAA